This is a messenger RNA of Cydia splendana, 4256 nucleotides long. It is a transcript of the gene ltl, whose product is annotated as leucine-rich repeat-containing G-protein coupled receptor 4. NCBI's taxonomy places the organism in Eukaryota, Metazoa, Arthropoda, Insecta, Lepidoptera, Tortricidae. Gene Ontology annotation, cellular component: extracellular matrix. Gene Ontology annotation, molecular function: protein binding. The transcript has 8 exons. Bases 74 to 2029 code for a protein of 651 amino acids. The record is from RefSeq and is a predicted model, not a curated record.
UGUUUGAGCGCUCGGCCGGGACGUCGGAGUUUCGCGGCGGCAGUAGCGCGAUCAGCCCCGCACGGUACGCACGAUGGUCGCGCAGAAGCACGUGCUCGCGGCCACGCUCCUGUGCGCGCUGGCCGGCCAGCUCGGCGCCGGUGCCAGCCUCCACUGCGCCAUGCGCAGGGAGAUAUCCCCGUGCACCUGCCGGCGGGAGGACUCCAACACCGGUGCCAUCCUCGUCCUCUGCCACCGGAUCAAAGCUUACGAAGAAAUCUCCAAAGCCCUCACUAAUAAAUUCAGCCCAGAAACAAAAAUUGGACUCGACAUAUCCCACUCGCAGCUGCCGGAUAUUGCAGAUCACAGUUUUCGGGAACUAGGCCUCUCUAUCACAAAACUGAAACUGAAUAAUGACAAUCUAAGGCAACUGCCAGAGAACGCGUUUACAAGGCUAGACCUGGUGGACUACUUCAGUGUGUCGGACAACGCGCUAGCCGAGAUCCCGCGCCACGUGGUACGGCACCUGCCGCACGCCAAGACCCUGGACCUCUGCCGCAACAAAAUCUCCAAGCUCACCGAGGACGACUUUAAAGACUUACAAGAACUCGAACACUUGUUAAUAGCCAACAACGAGAUAUCAAAGAUCGAGAGGCACGCUUUACCGAAAGCUCUGAAGCACGUUCAUCUUGGAAUCAACAGCCUGAACAGCCUAAACGGCGCGCUCAGAGACCUAGACGAGUUGGAGUGGAUAUUCAUUAACGCUAACAACCUGAAAUCCCUCGAUAACGAAUUACCAAUCAAAUCAAGAAAGAUAUCCUUCAUACAUGCCGCACAAAACGAGCUGCAAAGUUUGCCCAAGGACCUAAGGCAAAUGCCUACGCUGGACUCCCUAUUUUUCUACGACAAUAACAUUAAACUGUUGGAUGGGGCUCUGCAAAAAUCUCGAAAGCUAACAAAGAUCAAUCUCUCAUUUAAUGAAAUUGAAAGCUUGGCCGAAGAUGAAUUUGCGGAAGCUGAAGUUUUGGCAUAUCUCGACAUUUCGUACAAUCAAAUUAAGUCACUCAAUGGUUCGUUGAGAAGCCUUAAGUCGUUGCGCUAUUUGAACCUAACGCAUAACUCUUUAACAGAGUUUUCUCUGCAAGAAAUUAAAGGCUUAAAGAAAUUAGAUGUAAUCGAUUUUUCGCACAACAAAAUUAAUCACAUCACUGGAAACAUGGAGAACUUAGUUGACGUUGAAACGAAAGUGCUGGAGUUGCGCUUGGACCACAACCAUCUCGUAACCCUCGGGGGCGCUUUAAUCGGAUUCCAUGGCCUCAUGAGACUGAACCUAAGCAACAACCAGCUGCAGCAGAUAUCAUCAGACGACCUCAAUGGCCUGGAGGACUUGAAAGUUCUCGAUUUAUCGUUCAACGACAUCGCCACGCUGGAAGAAACCUCAAAGUCAUUUUUGCCAUCUCUAGAGGAGCUAAUCGCACACCACAACAACAUUAGUACCCUCGACAAAGAUUUCCACGGGCUGCCGUCGUUGUGCAUGGCAGAUCUUGCGUACAACAAGAUUCGCUCCAUCAAUUACGAUCUCGUGUCCAAAACGCGGUGUACCAUAAACGGUGUCCCCAGUAAACUGAAGAUAUACCUUCAAGAUAAUCCGGUGUUAUGCGACGAACGGAUGAAUGAGAUGGUGAUGAUGCUGGAGAACCUGAACGCUCGUGUGAGCGGGUCGUCGACGUGCCUAGGCACGCAGAUGGCGGCGCCGGUGCUGAACAUGCGCGCGCUGAACGACUUGGCGCCGCGGCAGGACGCCGCCGUCAUUGUGGUGGCGCACCUGCUGCCGCACGACGACCAGCGCCCGCUGCCGCCCGCGUACCGGCGCGUCGGCGCCCUCAUCGGCCACGUGCUCCCCGAGCACGAGGGCGGGCUGCCCGUGGUGGUGGAGCCGCCCGUCACGCUGCCGCCCACCACCAACGUCGUUGUCAAGUGGCCCGACGACCAGCACCCGCACCCGCUCGCGGAUCUGCGCUUGCGCGACCUCAACGCGCCCGCGCAGUGAACCGCGCCCGCCUCCGGGAACUCAGUGCUGCGCCCUAACAAAACGUACUGAUAACCGACCCCGGCCCGAACAGGGCAGUGACUCUAACUCGGCCGAGUGCACUAAUUAUUAUAUAACUACCAAAAGUAGCUACUUCCUACAUUUUUACAGCUGAGAUGUAUAUAAGUAGUAGUAUUUGUAUAACCACUGAUGAUGCGUUCUACUGAUUUAGGUAUUUACGUAGCGUCAAUUAAGUGGCUGUAAUGUGCGAGCACGUAAGUAAUAAUAAGUGUAACAACAUGAAUACUGUACGCAGGGCGGUUCGUGAAGAACCGUUUUCUAGUAGCGCCACUCGGACUACAGCCGCCAGCUAGGUGCCUUGCUAGCUCUUGAAGGAUAGAUAGAGCCUUGCCUUUCAUUUACGUCCGGCGUACAGCCAAAGUGGACUCACUAGAGCUAUAAUUAUAUCAAAAUUUAAAAAAAGUUGUACUAAGAGCAUCUUUAGGGAAAAUUAACCAAGUCUAGUCAGACCCUGCAAGACUCCACGUCUCAGAAAAAAAAAUCCUUGUAAAAUAUUAUACAGCAAACUUUAGUAGAAAUAUUUUGCCCAAACUUCAUGGGGUUGUGUUUUUUCGUAGCGGAGUUUCUUUUGCUACCGUUCAACUGAAUUAUUAUUAGAUCUGCUCCAUUUGGAUAAUCAUCAGCUAAACAAACAAAAUUCAGAAAAUCUGAUACCGGAUGUGUUACAAAAUUUAGGCUAGCCUUUUAGAUUUGAAUUAAAAUAUAUAAUCAAAAAUACGUAUAAGAAUUGAAGUAAAAGCGUGUAAGUGAAAAACUUCAUACCAGCUUCAUUAAAAAGAACUAGACUUUAGAAAACCUACAACUAUCUACGAAAUAAGACCAGCGACUACUGUCAGGUCAGCACACCUACUUGCACAAAAUUAUAGGAAUUUAAAUUAUUUUUUACAUUUUACAUACAAGUUAAUACUAAGCAGGUCAGUAAUAUAGGAAUGCAGAUGUACAAGUUAUUGACCAUGUACCUAUAGCUGGUCAAGCAGAUCUUGUCAGUAGAAAAAGGCGGCAAAUUUGAAAAAUGUAGGCGCGAAGGGAUAUCGUCACAGAAUAAUUAAUAGUACUACCGUACAGAAAGGAAACUUCCUACAAAAACGAAGUUUGACAGCGGUUCAGGGUCGGUCAUGCUGUUCCUUUCUAAUAUAUGGCACUAUCCCUUUCGGUUAUUUAGGGUUGUCAAAAAUCAAGUGAUUAUCUUAUCUGUGGUCGUGCACGCAAAAGGGACUCAAGUGGUGCCAACCCUAAUAAUUGCUCGGAGCAAUGCUGAGCCGAGCGGAGCCGAGUUUGACCGAAGUCAGGAGUUUCGCACCCCUGAUAUCGUCUCAUAGAAAAUAUGAAUUUCCCGCCUUUUUCUACUGACAAGAUUUGCUUGACCAUCUAUACCUAUCUAAGGUACCAUGACCAUUAACUGACUGAAAAAUGUAUCUACCCUCUCACGAACGUUAAAGGCCCUGGGAGCCUAGCAUUUGGCUCUGGAUGGAUGGAUGUAAAUACUUUAGGCUUGUGCUAAAAUUUGUAGGGUUACAUUGCUACUCAAAUAUUAGGAAAUUAGUACAGAAAAGUAUUUUAGUCAAGUACAGGAAAUAACCUAAUUCUACGACAAAUUUAUUUGUUAUUUUUGCUCGAGAAUAAUAUACAAAUGCGUCUUAGUAUAUUUUCCUAUGAGACACCAAAGGCUUGCAAGGAUAGAAGAAAAACCAAAGAUUUAAUUCUCAUGCGUUUCCCAACAAGAAUUCUAUUAUGUAAAUUAUGAGAACAUUAAACGAAGUAAUGCGUUACGGUAAUAUGGUAAGUAACUUGUAGUUGACAUUGUCGAAUUUUCUUGAAGGGGAAUAAAAGUAAUUUAUGUAACAAAUAUUAUUACUUAGUUUAAGCUUAAAUAUUUUAUUAGUGUUAUUUAUACUGUCGAUUAACAAUAGCUUUAAGAGAGUAAUUAGAUACGAUACCGCCAACGCCGGAAUAAUUGAUGAUAGAUAUAUAAAACGAUAUAUGUAUACCUAUUAAUCAAAUACCUAUACAUGUACCUAAUCUGAAAAUUCUAAAGUUUUGUAUCUUAAAAUGUAACUUAUCUAUUAAUAAAAAUCAAAACCGUGGUCCGGAACUCAUUACUCCAAAAUAUAAUUAUUAACCUUGUAUCUACUAGUUGUUGUUUCGAAUAAAUAAAAGUUCAAAAUGC